AUGCUCUCCGAUGAUGGGUUUUCCCGGGCCCCGUCAUCGUUUUAUCUCUCUGCGUUCAGAGCCGAACUAGAGAGGAUCAGAGCUGAGAUACCCACUGAACUGCAGAAUAACAAACCUAUUUUCUUUCAUCUAUACCAUACCGAGGUCAGCAUUUAUGAACCCGCUCUCCUAAAGGCGACCACCGGUGAAGACGACCUGAAGCGCUUGGAUUACCUCUAUGCUUGUUUACGCGCGGUCAAAUGCUUCUUUGACCUGGUCCUGUCCAUCCCGUCCGCCCACUUUGCCUCGUUCCCGUUAACCCACAUCAUUCAAAUCGCACAUUGCUUUGUCACCCUGUUUCGUCUAUCCACUCUCGACCUUCCAGGAUGGGAUAGGGCCAUCGUGCGCCGCACAGCAGAUAUAUUGGACCUCGCACAUCAGGUCGCCGAGAAAUGGCACGAAGUCGCCGAGAUAGUGGGAAAUAAGAAUAAAUCUCUCCACCGACAUGCAUACUCUGGUCUAGGUGCUAUGAUGUAUAAGUUGAAAGAUGGAUGGGCAGCUAAGCUGGAUCCGUCUCAAAGCAGCGCCCCCAAUCAAAACAACAUGAAUGCAGGCGAGGGCCAGUUGGAUAUGGACGCUUUGUUUGGCUCUCCCGAAAGUGCGUGGCUGUUGGAUGCGUUUUUCUCGGGUGGCAUAUUUUGA
Messenger RNA from Aspergillus melleus, 681 nucleotides. RefSeq lists its product as uncharacterized. The transcript has 2 exons. The record is from RefSeq and is a predicted model, not a curated record. The coding region runs from base 1 to 681 and encodes 226 amino acids. Lineage: Eukaryota; Fungi; Ascomycota; Eurotiomycetes; Eurotiales; Aspergillaceae.